UCUCCUCUGUUCUUAUUUAUUACCCUAACGAAGCAAAGCAUGUUUUUUAAUCCAUAUUAGAAAGAGAAAUAUAAAAGGCGUUUACCAUCUUGAACCUAAUGUUUUCUUGGGGUAAUUUUGCACGGCAAACUCAGGAACAUCGGCUUGAGCAGCUUACAGACGAUAAUGCGUUUGUUAACGUUAAGGCGGUUCUUUCCCCUUCCUCAGCUAUAGCCUCCGCUUCCAUGGCUAACGGCUCCGAUAAAGGACUCAAUGGUGGUACUAAGAAAGUUUCUCAUCGCAAUAGAGAUGAGAUGGCAAUGGACUUUGAAAGGCAUUUCUUUGAAACUGAGUCCACAGGUGGAUCAGGGUCCUUUAACGCCACAGCAGAUGGUGCUUCAGGGGCCUUACGUGUGGAUCGCCUCAGGGGAGGUGAGUUUGGGGCCAAUGAACGUCUGAAUUUAACUCAGUGUUUUAAUCAACAACACAAGCAUUACUUGGAGGUCUUAGCACAGGCCCAGAAGGAGGCAACGGAAAAGGAAGGGACCUGCAUCGAUGAGAGCUACGACAAUGAUGAUUCUCGCAGCAUAGAAGAAACACACGGCCCAAAAACGAGCGAAACGCUUGAGGACGAAGCCAAGGUGAUGAGUUUACGUCAAGGUAAGCGCACGAGGGCGGGUAAAAAAAUAAAUAUGAAGAAACGACAACAGGCACCCCUUUAUGAUACACCAACAAAGGGACAACCACAACGGUGGCACCUUAAGCAAGGCGAGGCCCGUUGUUGGUGCCCAAUGAAGGCCGAGGACGUGGAUACAAAGAUUUCGGACGAAAUGCAACUUUUGCGUGCGUGGUAUUCUGAAAUGGCUAGGUUUGAGGAUAGUGAUGACAACAGUGAGGAGGAGCACGACACAACGGAUGACAACAUCACCGACACACGCAAAAGAGACGGCCAACACGCUAAGAAGUCUAAAAUCCACGGAAUGGGAUUAAAGGAGGACAAGACACGCAAAGUCAAAAGUGAGUACGAACAGCAGCACUUCUUGGCUCCAUCUCUGUUACGUUUCUUGACAAGCUGUCCCAGCUAUAUCGCCAUGACUUCUCCUUCUCCCUUGAGUCCGUCGUCCUCUGCGUCGAGGGGGCGGGUGAAGAAGGUUACGGGCUGCCAUACACAUCAUUUGUGCAGCGUAUGCCUACUCCCAGCGGCGUACCGCUGCGCCCGAUGCCGAUAUGCACUUUUUUGUUCAAUCAAAUGCCAUGUCUCGCACGACGCGACUCGAUGCUUAAAGUACACCGUGUAG
This is a messenger RNA of Phytomonas sp. Hart1, 1277 nucleotides long. The record is from the annotation of a GenBank genome assembly. Lineage: Eukaryota; Euglenozoa; Kinetoplastea; Trypanosomatida; Trypanosomatidae.